AUGAUGGAAUCGAGGAAGAUUCCGAAACGUCAGCACCAAUACAGUGUGGUCCAUGGCAUCGCCUCUUUUUCUUCUUCGUCUUCUUUUGGGGAUGAUGAACGUGAUAAUCUAUCUGGACCUCGAAUCUUCACUCAUGUUGAUUUAUCCUAUGGGCGCACAGCCCUCCGAUCAGCACGCAGAUGGGAGACUUUUGCUAAACGAGAGUCAUCCACCUACGCGCAGCUGAAGUUCCUGCAUCGUUGCCUCGAGGAGAACGUCUUGCCGAAGUGUCUCCGAUAUAGCCUGCCAGUGAGGACUGACCUCUGCCAGCGGACAAUGGCAGAUUUCAAGAAGAAGAUGAUCCGAGUCUUGAUACAAGACUGCCACGCUCGCAUCCGUAAUUACCGACGAGCGAUAGAACAGUGUAUUUCCGCAUGCCGGUCAAUAGUCACCGCACACGAUCUGCAAAUGUUGGAAUCGACAAUACUCAGCAAUGCACGUUGCCACCGCAGGUUGCGCGACAACCAAUUGCUAGAGAAGUUCGAAAGAAUACGUCCACAAAUGGAGCCCUUUACUGACGGUGUCCUGGUUCACAACCUCUCGUCUCGUCGCCUCACACAACAACAGCUGGAGGUUUUAUCCUAUGAUGCCAAGUUCAACACCAGAGAUGCUCGACCGGAAGAUUUCAUCGCAUCCUUCGAGUCGGCCCUUCAAAAGUGUGAAGCCAACGAGGAGUACAAAAAUUCCAUGCGGCAGCAAGUGUCAACUCUUCUCCUCCAGCACAAACCUCAAAGGGUGAUUUCCGAAGCAGAAGACCGAGAACUUCUGAGAAUGCGGAAGAUGAGGGAUAUCGUCACCCUGCCCGCCGACAAGGGACGCUCGACGGUUGUCAUGGACAAAACCGAGUACACGACGAAACUGGAAGGUCUGUUGGAGGACGAAGUUGCCUAUAAGCUUUCGGAGACUGGAGAGUUCAAGAAGCACGUGAACAGUGUAAACAAGGCGAUAGACAAGUUAAGGAAGGCAGGAGCCCUCAAGAGGCAGGAAGCACUGGCCGCAAAAGCCACCGAUGCCGCCAUGGCGCGCUUCUACGGUCUGCCAAAAGUGCAUAAACCGGUAGUACCUCUACGCCCCAUAGUCUCAUUACACGGCACCCCGACCUUUGGACUGUCGAAAUGGCUUUACCAACGAUUCCGUUUCCUGACCGGGGAUUCCGAAUGGACGGUGAAAUCGGCUGAGCAGUUUUUGAGGAGUAUCAGACAUCUAGAAAUAGAGUCAGACGAGAUGAUGGUAUCGUUUGAUGUGGUCUCCUUAUUCACCUCCAUUCCAAAGGACCUUGCCAUCAGCACCAUUAACGAGCUUCUUCAGGAGAAGUACGAUGAAACUGAUCAACGGCUUAAACGAACGCACGUCAUCGAACUCCUGGAAUUGUGCCUCAGAACUUUCUUCACUUUCAACAACCGGAUUUACGAACAAAAGAAGGGAACACCCAUGGGCUCCCCGCUGUCUGGACUGAUUGCCGAGGCUGUUCUACAGAGGCUCGUGCGACUGGUCUUCCGUUCGUACUCCCCAAAAUUCUGGGCCAGAUACGUCGACGACACAUUUGUCGUAAUCAAGAGGAACGACGUUCAGGACUUCAAAGUCUUGUUGAACUCAAUAUUCCCCGACAUCCAAUUCACAAUGGAAAAGGAGUACAACAACCAGUUGCCCUUCCUUGACGUAAACAUCACAAGAAUGGCUAAUGGGGGGAUCAGAAGUACGGUAUACCGAAAGGCAACGAAUACCAGACGCAUCCUCCAAUUCCGGAGUAACCAUCCCAUCGGUCACAAACGCAGUUGUGUCAGAGCUCUUUUCCAACGAGUUCAAACACACUGUAAUGACAACGACGGGAUAAGGGAGGAAGUGAAGUACCUGCAUUCCCUAUUCACAGCCAAUGGUUACCCACGACCCUUCAUACGUGAGUGCCGAAGAGGAUUUAACCGCGAACGAUCUAACGACGAGAAGCCGAACUUCUGGCUCGCAAUCCCCUACAUGAGGAAUGUUUCUGAGGCGACAGCAAGAAUCCUGAGCCCUUUUGGGAUUGGGGUGGCCCAUAAACCGGAAUCCACCAUCAGACAGCAGAUAAUGAGGCCCAAAGACCAGCUACCUGCAACGGAACAGUCAGCAGUGGUCUACAGCAUACCUUGCCAAGAUUGCGGUGCAAGGUAUGUUGGUAAAACGGGCAAACGCCUCUGCACAAGAUUGCACGAGCACCAGCUUGCAUUCAACCGCGAGGAUAAGCUGUCCCUGGUAUAUGGCCACAUACAACAGGAGAAGCACAGUUUCGCCUUUGGGGAGGCGAGCAUCAUCGGCCGAGCGAGCGACAAGAUGGCCAGACUGGUUCUCGAAAGUUGGUCCUCAGUUGACACAAUAAACAGAGCCAUUGAUCUUCAUCCGGCCUACCAGGCCCUUCGUACGAGGCUCCAGUCAGCUCGGACGGGGCCGACAGCACUGGCGAACAAAUCGUGGCUCUCUCAACAGUUGUCACCUUCCCAGCAGGGGGAGAGAGCCAGCCGGGUGUCAGACGACCGACGCGAGAUAUCGACCCACCGACGCGCCCAAACAGCCGACCCCGAUUCCCACAUGCAACGGCAGCUGAUCAGCCCGUCAAAUUAUGGGGGGAGGGCCCAAGGGCACACGGACCUAGCAGCGACAACAGCGGCCGGGCAGGGGGCAGAGGUCACACCAGCGCCCCAGCGGUCGGCCACGGAGAGACCUAAGCCAAUCCCCCGCCAGCAGGCAGGUCAGAGUUCAUGUAGCAGGCAUGCCUAUAACACGAGACAGGCGGCGAGACAGAACAACUCUGAGCUAGCAGGAACAAACACCCUACCACUACUCUGAUGAUGGAAUCGAGGAAGAUUCCGAAACGUCAGCACCAAUACAGUGUGGUCCAUGGCAUCGCCUCUUUUUCUUCUUCGUCUUCUUUUGGGGAUGAUGAACGUGAUAUAUAUAUAUAUAUAUAUAUAUAUAUAUAUAUAUAUAUAUAGUGAGUGGGCUAACUCAUAAAAUGUAAAGCGAAAUAUCGUAAUGCUUCUUUGUCUCGAAAAGAUUAAUUAAGUAGGGUUCCAAAACUGAUCAUCGUGCAGAAUAAUUCAAUAGUCAUUCAGUUAUUUUAGGAUGUCGGCUUUCGGACGACCUUCUUUCCAUUUGCAUGCAAAAAGCAUACUCUACAAAAAAUGACUACUUGAUCAGCAUGCAUUUUUCUCAUCGAUUUUGGAUGUCCUUAGAUGCUCAAUUAUAUUUCACAGAAAUCAUGCCUAAAAUAUUCAUUCCUUUGCUAAUUCGGUACUAAAUGACGUCUUCUUCCAAUUUAUAUAAACCAUCCUCCCUAGAAAAUGGCGAGGAGGAGGCCAGUUCAAGGACGAACUAUAUUUUGUAAGAGAUUUCGCGAAUUACCUCGUCACUGGAAUCAAAGUGGUGUGGUGGCUGUCGCCGUUUCCCUUUUUCCACUUAACGUCAUUGCUUGCCUAGCAGUAUAGCUGCGCUCGACUCACGACGUUUGACUUGCUCAUUUGCUGCCGACAUGCUUUAACCCCCCCCCCCCCGUGGACGACAGCUGGCAGCCUGACAUUACCUUUGUCUCCUUUGCGGCCGUUAUUUACCGUCACAUAAACGUGCCUGUUCGCCGCCUCCCCCUCAUCAUCCGACGCACUGAUUAGUUAUUACUGCUCGAGAGAAUCGCCCUGAGCCUCGCGUGCUCUUCAAUGAGACGGCGUUACAUGCUGACCACCUGACCGUCGGCUGUCUCUUCCCCCCCCCCCCUUCUCCGUAAACGUCAGCUGAUUGUCCCACGUGACUUUAAUCACCUGUGCUGUCCGAAUUUAGUUCGGCCUGGCUGCAAGUUCAUGGUUCGGUUAAGUGUGCCGGUAGAGGACUAAAUUUGAGUCCCGAUCUGAUCAUCGUCUCAUUGGCUUAGCAGAUGCCAUCCGCAUUCUCAAUUUCGUCAUUGACUGACCAGUACGCCGGAUGACGAGGGAGAGGCGAACAAGCUUGCUGAUUUGGCUGAAUCUGACACGCGCAAAGGGGACAAAGAUAACACCAGCUCUUUAGCGGUUGACUACGGCGAGAUAAAAGAGAGUCCGCAGAAAACGGUCAGGUCAAGCGUCGGGCAUCAAACACGGUUAUAAAGCGGGGCAGGCGAUGAGGCUGAGCAAAUAGGGACAAACUGGAACAGCCACCACACCACUCUGAAGAGCGGAAGAGGAAGUUUCCGCAACAUCGGCCCAUGAACCCGCCGGUUCUUCGUUAUUUUCUGAGGAUGAUGAACGCGACAAGAUAUCUGGGCCUUUAGUCUUCACGCGUACAUAUAUAGAAACAUUAAGGAAAACGGGCAUCCCAAGACACGUCAUUUCCGAGUCUGGUCCCUUAGAUCUUCGUCAGACUUAUGGGUCAUGUACAAAAACAGUUAACUAUUUGACCGACCACCAGGUGAGUUGAAUGCUGCUGUGUAGACUGUGUCUGCUCAUCAUUUCCAUUUCAGCAAAGAACUGGCCCAGUUGCUAGUUAACCUUAUAGGUAUGCGGUGGCAUGGCUACUGUAUCCUAUAAAUACUGCAGCCGCAUGUGCAUGAGCCACCCUUAUCUGCUUAUGUCUCUGAUGAUGGAUUCGAACAGGAAUCCGAAACGUCAGGCUAAUAAAGCUCUUGUCCCGGCGAUCGUGUCUUCUUCUUCAAUAACCUUCUAGUCGCCGCCGCCGACGACGAGGAUGCCUCCGUUGAAAACCGAUGGUACCAACUGAGAAACACAGUCCAGUCGACCGCCGUGGAUGUCCUUGGCCAUGCACGUUUUCAGCACCAGGAGGAGUUCAACGACGCCGCCAUCAGCAGUCUGCUUGCCAAGAGGAACCGGCUGCACAAAACCUACGUCAACCACCUUACUGACGCAAACAAAGCAGCCUUCUAA
This is a messenger RNA of Spirometra erinaceieuropaei, 4919 nucleotides long. NCBI's taxonomy places the organism in Eukaryota, Metazoa, Platyhelminthes, Cestoda, Diphyllobothriidea, Diphyllobothriidae. The record is from the annotation of a GenBank genome assembly.